CGUCAGCACUAUAGCCAGGUAAUCGCCAGCCAUGGAACAUAGCAUCGAGUCAAAAGACGUACCUUUCACGGCAAACACCUACCUUUGUGUCAAAAAAGAUACAUCUUUCGGCUUCCCGUUGUUCGAUGCCCCAGGUCCGAGGUUCCGAUUUCUGACUCUCAAUAAUUUACUCCCCGACACCCCCGCUUUAUAGACAAGACCAGGGUACUAGGCCAGAAUACACAUGUAAUGGAGCGGAGUUGUAACAGCGUCCCACUCACAUUAGACGAUAGCUAAAAGGACGAGCAGCCUCGAAGUCUCGCCCCCUCACCCUCAACGUAUAAAAACUGCUUUUUUGAAAAGCAACUCAUCAAAGCUCUUGUUAAGCUCCAAGGAUCAAAAAUUUCACUGGAAACCCUUACAAAGCAAAAGCACCCGGUACUACGACGAGAUGAACCACCGAAUAAACAACAGUCGUACUGAUCCUUCCUCUUAUGGAACCGGAGGACCCCCUUCUGGCUCUGAUAGACGAGGCACGAGGGACUUGGGAUGGUAUGUCCAACUUCUUGAGCAAAUCCAGUCUACUACUCCUCAUGAGGAAAACAUGCCUGUGGUAGAUUCUGUCAUCGAAAAUGGGCAGCCUGGCAUUACUGUGACGGCCAAUGCCCCUGUUGGCGACCUGUUCCCGUACACAGAAGAAACAUACUACAUGGGUCCAGCAUCAUCUACUUUUCAAUCUACAACACCUACAAGCGGCCUGUUCUUCCCUAUGAAUGAACCAGAAAGAGUGCUGUCUACGGCCACCAAUUAUUUCCCAAGAGGGCGCCAAAUAACCACUUCUCAUUUUCCUUCGGCAGAGAUUGAAAGAAAUGAUGGUGGUAUUACUCACACGCUUCGUACUCCUCCUUUCCAAUCACACCCGCCUACCAACAACCUGUCAGACCUUACUACCCGUCAAUAUGUCCAACGGGCAUUAUCCGCAUCAACCCUUGCAAGCUAUCGAUCCGCCCCUAUGAAUAGACAUGGGAGGGCGCCGCCUACAGCCACUGAUUCUUCCCGUCACAGAAUAACUUUUUAUUUUUCCCCUGAAGAGACUGGAAGAAAUGAUGGCAUUAAUUUUACAGUCCAUUACCCUCCUUUCGUAUCAACCCCAAGUACCAAUGAGGCCGAAUGGAUAAACUACUUCAACGUUCGCGGCGUCACGACGAGAGACGGAAGGAGCGAGAUCGGAUUGGAUGAGGCUGUGGAUACCGAAGUUGAACCGACCGAUGAGGGGCAUCGUGAGCGUGUAAUGAGCAGAAUUUGGGAUAACUUGAUGGAGGAAUUUCAUAUGAGGAGCGGAACGACAAGUACAGUACGAGAAACAGGUCGAAGGGGCUGAUUAGUUCUAAAAGUCAAUUCCAGAGUUAAGAGUUCGAGAGAGUAGGCCGUGGCAUGUAUAUGCGGCUUUGUCAAGUACAAAAUGCAUGAAAAUAAGACAUGGCUACGACUACUAUAUUAGGGUUUCCUUUGUAGGAGCAGUGCUAGUCUUCCACCCACCGUCGGCUCCAACUUGCUCAACGACUGUUUUUUCCAGCUAGUAUACACCGAUAGGGAAAAUUGGGCAUUUGGAGAAAGGAACAAAUCG
Molecule: messenger RNA, 1606 nt
Organism: Cryptococcus deneoformans JEC21
Lineage: Eukaryota; Fungi; Basidiomycota; Tremellomycetes; Tremellales; Cryptococcaceae
Exons: 1
Coding region: 431-1360 (309 amino acids)
Source: RefSeq, a predicted model, not a curated record